Drosophila rhopaloa is the source of this 3233-nucleotide messenger RNA. RefSeq names its product nardilysin. Bases 32 to 3226 code for a protein of 1064 amino acids. Gene Ontology annotation, biological process: proteolysis. Gene Ontology annotation, molecular function: metal ion binding; metalloendopeptidase activity. The transcript has a single exon. Lineage: Eukaryota; Metazoa; Arthropoda; Insecta; Diptera; Drosophilidae. The record is from RefSeq and is a predicted model, not a curated record.
UUUAAAAUUACUCGUUAACACUGUUGCAAAGAUGUGUUUUAAGCCGCGGCUCGGCCUAAGAAGAAUUAACAAGCAAGUACACAAAUGGCUGAAUCGUCAACAAUAUGCUGCUGCAAGUACGGUCCCAGUUGUGGUCCAAUAUCAUGAUGAGCCAGACAAAUCAGAUGGAGACAGAAAACUUUACCGAGCCUUAAGUUUAUCGAAUGGACUACGGGCCAUGCUUAUAUCAGAUCCUUUUAUUGACGAUCCGCCAAUCCAUCGAGAGUCCCGCGAAAGUGUUAAUUCUUCGAUCGAGCAAUUUCAUGGUAAAUUAGCGGCUUGUGCAGUACUUGUUGGCGUUGGAUCAUUUAGUGAACCACGCAAAUAUCAGGGAUUAGCUCAUUUUGUGGAACAUAUGAUCUUUAUGGGAUCUGAGAAAUUUCCGGUUGAGAAUGAAUUUGACUCGUUUGUAACGAAAAGCGGGGGCUUUAGCAAUGCGCAUACUGAGAACGAGGAGACAUGUUUCUACUUCGAGGUGGAUGAAUCCCACCUUGAUAGGAGUAUGGAUCUUUUUAUGAAUUUGAUAAAGGCUCCGCUAAUGCUGCCCGAUGCCAUGAAUCGCGAACGUUCUGCUGUCCAGUCUGAAUUCGAACAGACUUUUAUGAGAGACGAAGUCCGAAGAGAUCAGAUUUUGGCCAGCUUAGCCAGUGAUGAAUACCCACAUGGCACUUUUAGCUGGGGUAAUUUUAAAUCUCUUCAACAGGGCGUUGAUGAUACCGAGCUGCACAAGGAACUUCACAAGUUUUGUCGAAAUCAUUACGGUUCGAAUCGAAUGAUAGUAGCAAUUCAAGCGCAACUUUCAUUAGACGAACUAGAGGAAUUGCUAAUUCGCCAUUGCGCAGAUAUACCCAUUAGCCAGGUGAAUGCUGAGGACGUAUCCAAAUUUAAUUACCAAAAGGCAUUCCGAGAAGAGUUCUUUAAGGACGUAUUAUUAGUGCAGCCGGUGGAAGAUGUGUGCAGACUUGAGUUAACUUGGGUUUUGCCACCAAUGAAGAAUUUUUAUCGCAGUAAACCGGACUCUUUUAUAUCCCAAUUGAUUGGUUAUGAGGGAGUAGGCAGUUUAUGUUCGUAUUUACGUAGACGUCUCUGGUGCAUUAGCGUAAUGUCAGGCGUUGGAGGAAGUAGUUUUGACUCAAACUCUAUAUACUCAUUAUUCAAUAUUUGUAUAUACCUCACAGACGAUGGGUUUGAACACCUAGACGAAGUAUUGGAAGCCACAUUUUCAUGGAUUAAGCUUCUUAUUAACAGUGAAGAACUUGAGGCUUCUUAUAAAGAAUUUCAACAAAUUGCUAAUAACAAUUUUCGGUUUCAAAUUGAAGUACCCUCUAUUGAUAAUGUUCAAAGUAUUGUUGAGAACUUUAACUACCUUCCAUCAAAAGAUGUACUUUCAGGACCACAGCUCUAUUUUCAAUAUGAUAAAUCGGAUUUUCAGCUUUUAAAAGAUCACAUUAAUAAGUUCAAUUUUAAUAUAAUGAUUUCAUCCUAUAUACCGUAUGAACAGAAUGAUUACGAUCAGAAAGAACCAUGGUUUGGAACUCAAUUCAAAACCAUUUCUAUGCCCGCAAAAUGGAUAACUAUGUGGGACAAACCAUCAACAUUAAAGGAACUACAUUACCCGGAACCUAAUCCAUUUGUAACGACUGAUUUUACACUUUAUUGGGAAGAAGCUGGAAAACCACAUAUAUCGAGGAGUCCUAAAGCUUUAAUUAAAAAUGAUUUAUGCGAGCUAUGGUUUCGGCAGGAUAACAUUUUCCAUCUACCCGACGGUUACAUAAAUCUUUACUUCAUUACACCGUUGGUUCGGGAGAGUGUUAAACAUUAUAUGCUCGGUGUUCUUUACACCUAUUUAGUUGAAUUCACAAUUGCCGAGCAAUUAUAUCCAGCCUUAGAAGCAGGUCUAACUUAUGGCCUUUAUAUUGGUGAUAAAGGAUUGGUAAUGCGGGUCAGUGGCUAUAAUGAGAAGCUUCCCCUCUUGGUAGAGAUAAUACUAAACGUAAUGCGAACUAUUGAAUUGGAUGUGGCUCAAGUUAAGUCGUUCAAGGAUCUUAAGAAGCGGCAAAUAUAUAAUGGUCUGAUAAACGGAAAAACUCUUAACCUUGAUUUGCGCCUUAGCGUAUUGGAAAAUCAGCGUUUUAGCAUGAUUUCCAAAUAUGAGGUGAUCGAUGCUAUAACAGUCGAUGAUGUUAAAGACUUUAAGGAUAAUUUUCAUAAGAAUAUGUAUGUAAAAAGUUUAAUACAAGGGAAUUUCACUGAAGAACAAGCAAAAGAUUUAAUGGAAAAAGUUCUUCUCACAUAUAACAGCGAAAAAGUAGAGAAUUUAUCGGCAUUGGAUAAUAACUUACUGCAAUUGCCUUUAGGAUCUCAUUAUUUAAAGGCCAAAACUCUUAAUGAGGAUGACUCAAAUACAAUUAUAACAAACUACUAUCAAAUAGGACCAAGUGAUCUGAAACUAGAAUGUUUGAUGGAUCUGAUAGAGUUGAUAGUAGAGGAACCAUUUUUCAAUCAAUUACGGACCCAAGAGCAGUUGGGUUACAGUCUAGGGAUACAUCAGCGAAUUGGCUUUGGUGUGAUGGCUUUUCUAAUUACCAUAAACACUCAAGAGACAAAACAUAAAGCUGAAUAUGUAGAGCAACGUAUUGAAGCUUUUAGGUCUCGAAUGUCUGAACUUGUCUCACAGAUGAGUGAUAUGGAGUUCCAGAAUAUUCGAGAAACUCUAAUCGGUGGAAAAAGGCUGGGCGACACCAGCUUAGAUGAGGAAGUAAUGCGAAAUUGGAGUGAAAUCGUUACCAAGGAAUACUUCUUCAAUCGUUUGGAAAUGCAAAUUCAAAUGCUAAACAUUUUAACGAAGGAUGAUGUUUUGACUUUCUUGAAUGACUAUGAUAAAAAUAAUUUAAGAAAACUUUCCGUGCAAGUUGUGGGAAAGCAUAUUUUACCAACAGAUGCAACAAGCCAAAAUACCUUUCAAAACACCAGUCGUUCCGGAUCUUUGGCAGACAUUUUGGAGGAUGUACAGCGUGACAUCUCGAGUCAUCAAAUUUUAACGAAGCCAUUGACCGAUAAGAUCAAAAUUGAGUUUUUGGGAGAGAGCGAUGACCCUUCGAACAUUAAGGACAUUUCCGCCUUUAAAAAAUCGCUCUAUGUCUACCCAUUGAUCAACACUAAUCCAAACCUUGCAAACAAAUCUUAACAAUUAU